Pseudozyma flocculosa PF-1 is the source of this 408-nucleotide messenger RNA. RefSeq lists its product as uncharacterized. Bases 1 to 408 code for a protein of 135 amino acids. Lineage: Eukaryota; Fungi; Basidiomycota; Ustilaginomycetes; Ustilaginales; Ustilaginaceae. The transcript is spliced from 2 exons. The record is from RefSeq and is a predicted model, not a curated record.
AUGCUCAAGUCUACGCUCUCGACCCUCGUCGUCCUCUCUGCAUUCGUCACGACGGGGAGCAGGGCAGCGCCGCCGACGUCGGGCUUCACGCAGGUGGGACACCUGAAGUGUGCCCAGCCCAGCGCCGACCUUUGGGUCCUCGAAAGCACCUCGGACCACGAGCUGUACCUCUACGGCGAGACCAAGGGCGACCUCGGCCUAUCGCUCGUCAAGACCGCCACGGGCGCAGUCGUCGCGGGCCCCCUGAUCCCGUCGAACCAGGUCAAGUGCAAGCAGGUGUCGCCCGCCGCGCUCCAGGCGUGCAGGGACCUCGACUCGCGCCUGCACCCGACGCAGAAGGAGAGCGACGGCAGCAGCAAGUACACGCUCAAAGUCGAUGCUACCGUCCACGGGCUUGGCGCGGUCUGA